UUUUAUUCGAUAAAGAAUUGCCGCUAUCUGCCGGCAGUGUUGUUGCAAUAACGUGCAGAACAAUUUCCACGAAUUCCCUAUUCCAUAUUCGCAUGCAAUGUCUUGACAGAAUUGUUCAAACAAGUGAGCGUGAAAAUAAUACAUACGUCGCUAAAUUUUCCAAAAUGGUGACGUCGUUAGACAAUGGAACAAAGUGUUCAUGUAAAGCCUCAGGCGUGAUUACAAAGUCAUCUUCAAUCAAACUGCAUGUAAAUAGAGCACCGAUUCUUGAUAUCAAUGAUAAGAUAUUCUGCAAUAACACAGAUUCCGUCAUUAUAUCAUGCACAAUCAGUGGCGAAAUGUCAGAAUUUGGAUUCUCACCGUUUGAGCACAGAUUUCAUGGAACAUUUAUAAGAUCUGAGGCAGGAAAUGUAACGGGGAAUAUUUCAUUUCUAUCAAUUGAUUCUUGUAAUUAUGAAGACAAUGGUGAAUACAUCUGUGAAGCAUGGAACAAAGACUCUCAACAGAUGUUACAUCAAAAAAGUUUUACUAGUGUGACCGUUAACGGUCCUCCUGUGGAAAUUGACAAAAUUAUAACGAUUGACAAAGCUGUGACAUUAUCUGUCAAGUUUUUAUCAGUAAAGAGACCAUAUAACCCGAGAUGGUUUUACAAAACAAUGCUGCUACCAAACUCAACACAAUAUUUCCAAAAUAUGUCGAAAGAUGUUUUAGUGAUAAGAAUGUAUGGGAAAAUUUUAACCCACAAUGGUUACAUCGCAAAUCUCACAGUCAGUAACGACUACGCUAUAUUUAAGUGCUAUCUUUUGAUUGAUAAUGAGUAUGGAACGACAAAAAUGGAAUUUGAAUUCAACAAUCAUGAUAAUGUAGGCUCUAAUGUUUUUAACUUAAGACUGUUCAGCUGGCUAUCAUUUGGAACGAUUUUACUUUUGAUAACAGUUAUUUUAUCAACUGCUUUGAUCUGCCGCCACAGACGAAAUUCACAGGUACUGACUGCCUCUAGAGCUAUAUAUUUGGCUGCACCUGAAAACAUCAACAAUGUGAAUAUUUACGACCUCACCUCUCCCUAUGAAGAAAUUGGUGAUGAUUACUUAGUUCCAACUGCUUCCAACAAUACUGAGACAAGUGUUAAGAGUGAUGAAACAGAAGAGUACCCCGAAGAUGUCGGUCAUUAUCUUGAAUUAGAAUAAUCUCAGUAUGCCCACAUGUAUUAUAAUAUAUCAUUUUGGUGAAAAAAGAAACUAAACUUUGGUCACUUAAGAAAUUGAUAUUGAUGUAAGAAUUACAUAUUCUCUUUUGAUUUUGUUUUUGUCUCAAUCGCAAAUGAGAUUUUUUUAAUCCUUUUUAUGAUAAUUUAGA
This is a messenger RNA of Mytilus trossulus (common blue mussel), 1356 nucleotides long. RefSeq lists its product as uncharacterized. The coding region runs from base 93 to 1187 and encodes 364 amino acids. The transcript has 6 exons. The record is from RefSeq and is a predicted model, not a curated record. Lineage: Eukaryota; Metazoa; Mollusca; Bivalvia; Mytilida; Mytilidae.